Molecule: messenger RNA, 3263 nt
Organism: Vespula pensylvanica (western yellowjacket)
Lineage: Eukaryota; Metazoa; Arthropoda; Insecta; Hymenoptera; Vespidae
Gene: Fas3
Product: fasciclin-3
Exons: 14
Coding region: 355-2238 (627 amino acids)
Biological process (GO): cell-cell adhesion
Cellular component (GO): cell-cell junction
Molecular function (GO): cell adhesion molecule binding
Source: RefSeq, a predicted model, not a curated record
UAUAUAUAUACACAUAUGUAUAUAUAUUAUAUAUAUAUGUAAUAAUAAUAUCGUCGUUCGCGCCUCGGUUUUGUUACGACGAAUUUUGUGUGAUCGAUCGAAUAUAAACAAACAAGUUUUUUACGACCUCGUCCUUCACCUCUGAUCAACGAAAAUUUUCUACGACUGUUGGAACAUAGAAAAUAUACGUUUGUUAUUAAUCUUCACGGACAUAAAAGAAAAAGAGAAGGAAGAAGAAGAAGAAGAAGAAGUAGCAGCAGUAGUAGAAGAAGAGAAAGAAGAGAAAUAAUAAGAAGAAGAAGAGGAAGGAAGAAGAGGAGGAAGAAGAAGAAAAAAAACAGUGAGAGUUUGGUGAUGUGCGCGAAAUCAACGAAACCAGCAGCAUUCACGAUGUCGUCGUUCCUCUGGAUCUUCGCCCUGCUUUAUCCAUCGAUCAUUCAAGGUAACAAAACGUUCUCGAUUCAGCGUGUUAAUCUAAUAGAAGGAAACGACGGGAUGAUUAUUUCAGCAACAAGACCGCCAAUAGUCGACAUCGAACCAAAGGGCCAAGCGGUAGUACGUUUGGGUGAUAGUCUAAGGAUCAUGUGUACGAUGGGUUCGCCAUUGCAAAUCUGUCGCGUUGAGAUACACGGUGAAAGCAGCAUGAUUCUCAGGCCGAAUCAAUCAUCGGACGAUGGUAUCGAGUAUUAUGGGGAGGGUACUAAUAAAGGUCAAUGCGGUGUGCACAUCUUUAAAGUGAAGGAGCAACACAAUGGAAUCUUCAGGUGUGCUUUAACACCGGAAGAUCGUCGUGUAGAGAGCAACGCCAGCGUUAACAUAGUCGUUGCUAAACCACCAAACAAUCCAGAACUACAUACGAGUCUAGGACACUAUGGUAGAUACGAAUAUCAAAAAGGACAAAAAUUGGAGAUCAGCUGUAGUGCCUCUGGUGGACGACCAGCUGCAAACGUAUCUCUAUAUCUUGACGACGAACCACUUGGCAAUGACGAGAGACCAAUCAUCUAUGAAGACUCGAACAUGAACGAAGUAUCUAUCGCAGUACAAAAUGCUUCACGUAGCUUGGAUUGGACCGAUAACAGCAAGACUUUAAGAUGCAUAGCCAAUCAUAUCGCUUUGGAUAAACCAAAAGAGAGUAAAAUGCAGCUUCAAGUUUACUAUCCGCCACAACCACAACCGGUCAUCGAACAUUUUGGAUACGUAAUCGGCCAAAAAGGUACAGUAAACGUAACAGUUUACGCUAAUCCAAGGCCACGUUUCUUAUGGCGAGUAAAUGGCGAGAAAAUCGAAGAAGGCCGUCCAGAUGAAAGCAAUCGUCUUGAAACAUCCACUGCCGUAGAGUUGGGUAACGGCGCGUGGCUCGUAGUAUUAACUAUCGAUAGCGUUCAAAAGUCCGACACACAGAAGGAAUACAUCUUGGAAGCUCACAACAAGGAAGGAGCUUACGAAUACCGUAUCGUUUUGUCAACGUCCCCAGAACCAGCAGGAGCGUUCAGUCACUUCUAUGGUAAGCUCUCCGAACACAUGCACGCACUAGCGGAAAAAGUCACCGAUUACGUGGAACUUGUAAAGCAACGUUUUUCCGUUGAGUCCAACUUAAACAGUGUCGAUCUCGACGCUGGAUCAAUCAUCGGUAUCGUCGUUGGUGCUUUGGUACUGAUUCUCAUCGUGUUCCUGGUGAUUUUCGCUCGAGCAACCGGUCGCUGGUGCUUCGCAGGUAGUUCGACGACUAGGAACCUUGGCGAGUCAAAGUUGCUAGCAGAUCCAGGAGCAGCUGUUACUCUUCUACAUUUUGGAAAUUCGGAAACUACGAACAAUGCCAAAACGCGAAGUAGCGACACGGAAAGUGCAGGCAGAUAUUCAAGGACAGAAGUAGAUACUGCAUCUUCUGGACGAGGACGUAAACCAAAAAUCAGUAUUACUCAGCUAUUCAGACGUAACAAGGAUAAAGUAUCUGGUGCUGAUACGGAUACUAUGAGAACUGUCGUUACAGUUGACGACGAAAAGCUUCAACUAAGCGAACAACAACAACAACAACAACAACAACAACAACAAUCACCAACGCAAGAGAGUAGAAUAAAUCCAGCAAGUAGCGAAGGUGGAAUAGUUUAUGCCGAAUUGGAUCUAACUCAACAACAACAAGGUGGAACUCCGCGACGUUUGAACGAGGACAAAACCGAAUAUGCAGAGAUCUUAUAUACAAAACCAGAAACAGCUAAUGAGGAAACACCGGAUAAAUAAUCUCUCGUACAAAUUACGAUCGUUAAUAUUUCAACUCGUUAUACACAUAAAAUGAAAUGACAAAUCUUCUCUUCGUAUUAGUGUUGCUUAAUCUGAUCACGCGACGAUUUCGUGUACUUAUCAACAAAUUAACUUUAAGAGAGUAGCAGUUGGUCGUUAUCGCAUAUUUAGAUAGUAUACAAGGGUCGAAACAUUUUUUUAUUUUUUUAUCUUUAUUAAUUAUUAUUAUCAUUAUCAUUAUUAUUAUUAUUAUUAUUAAUAUUAUAUAUCCUUUUCUUUUUCUUUUUCGUUUGAUUAAACUUUCUCGAUCAUUUUUUUUCUCUUCUUUUUCUUCUUUUCAAUUAGUCUCUAGUCAUACUUAUUAAUGUCUCGAGUAUGCGAUCAUGAAAGAUCAUGAAUAAGAAGUAAAAAAGUAAAGAAAAAAAAUAUUGAAAUUAUUCUAAGACCAUAAUAGUAUGUAUAUACUAUCUAAAUAUUAUUCUAUGUAUUGUAUUCGAGCACAUAUGUACUUAACAGAGCACGAGAUGCUUUUUCUUUUUUCUUCUUUGUUUUUUAUUUUAAUGCUCUUCUUAGUUUAUCAUUGUUGUUCGAUCAAAGAAAAGAGAAAAGUGAAGAAAAAAAAGGAAAGGAGGAUUUGACUAAUCGUCUAUUUUUUAAACAAGAAAUCAUACUACUCUUUUGUAUGACGACGAUUCUUUUUUAUAUCGUAUUCGAGCAUAUAUGUACUUAAUUAAGCAGAAAAUGUUUUCCCUUUUCUCUUUGUUUUUUAUUGUAUUAAUCUUUUUAGUUUAUUAUCGUUGUUCGAUCAAAAGAAGAAAGAAAGGAAGGAGAGAACGAUUGGACCAAAUCAUGGUUCAAUUUCGAAACAAAAAAUCUCUUUUUUUUUUUCAGUGAAAUAAUAAUUACAUUAGUUAUAGGUACGUAGUAUUUUUUUGUAAUAAUAAUUUGUACAAAUCUGUUAAAAUCUGUCCAUGUCCGAACGUAAUAAUUUGUACUUACGUUAAAAAAAAAAAAGGAGAAAAUAA